This is a messenger RNA of Neolamprologus brichardi, 341 nucleotides long. The record is from RefSeq and is a predicted model, not a curated record. NCBI's taxonomy places the organism in Eukaryota, Metazoa, Chordata, Actinopteri, Cichliformes, Cichlidae.
AUGUCCUCUAAGGCAAAGCUCUUUGGCAUCUCCUGCAGCAAUGUCUCUGAAAGGCUCGUGAGCCAGAUCAAAGCCUGGCAGAUCAGUAGAAGCUGUCUGUAUGCAGGAGAGCAGUGCUCCUAUGUGGGAGAGGCGGUGUCUGAGUUCUCCACAGAUCCAGCUGAUAACGGCACAAACUACUGCAGCAUGCAGAACCUGAUGGACGGAAGUACACUGAGCGACGCCGAGGGAUACAAAAAGUUCAGCAACAAGUGGAUCUGCCCUGGGUUUGAUGCUGCCAAGUGCGCCCUGCUGUAAGGGACGAACGGAUCCUGCAGGCUCCAAAUGUUGCCUCUGAGAAA